Oryzias latipes (Japanese medaka) is the source of this 3312-nucleotide messenger RNA. The record is from RefSeq and is a predicted model, not a curated record. Lineage: Eukaryota; Metazoa; Chordata; Actinopteri; Beloniformes; Adrianichthyidae.
CCUGUCUUUGAGAAGUAGACACAAAUGUGUGUGAAGAAGGAGAAGGGAGGGGGCGCAGGGUGAGCACGGAGCGCCGCCGCGUUUGCGCAUGCGCAAAAACUUGCUGGCUCAUCUUUCAGGGGAGGCGACGGUCGCGGGCUUGAUGAAAAAAAUAAAAGUAAAAACUGCGACUGCGCCGUCAUGUAGCGAAUCAGCGCCCCUGGCUAUAGCUGCACGCGCUCCUGCUGGAAAUGUGUGAAGAAAGGGGGGGGGGGGGGGCUGCGGGGAAUCAGUUCAAUUGUGGGACGCUUCCAAAUUAAGUGGCUAGGUGGGGACAAGGGCGAGGGUUUGAAUCUACUUUAUAAAACCUUUUUAUAAGUCAGUCAUAAGGUGACAUUCUAUAACCUACAUUUUAAUAAAGGUAUAAAAAAAUAUAUUCUGCUUUUGUGGGUUAAUUUUGUGUGAAAUGCCCAAAUGAAAAAAUGGCAACACAAAACAAUGCUGUCACUAAGGUGACAGUUGGUUCAGUCGAAGGACUUGAUGCCUUCUCGUGACGUGAGGACAUUUAUGCCAAACAAACGCCAAAAACAUCUAAAAUAUGGAGAAAAAAAGGUCAAAGCCAUCUGGUGCCCAAUUUAGAAAGAAAAGAAAAGAAGAAGAGGAGAAAAGAGAUAAAGAAAAGGGGGCACUUCUAAGAUAUUUUGGAUCGUCUACCACUGCUCAAGAUGAGACAUCUACCUCCCUGCCAGCUAUCUCAUCAGCCACAGUCACAGUCUCACCCCCUCAGGAUGAGCUACCAUCUACAUCCUCUGCUACUCAUGUAGUUCCACAGUUGUUACCUGAGCAAAGUUUUGAUAGUGAGGCUGAAGACGUUGUUCCAUCUACGUCUACCCAGCUUGAGACUUCAGAAAUGCCUGGUGAUGAAACCCCACUGACCCCGACUGCUGAGGACCAGCCUCUACCAACUGACCCUGCAAAGUGGCCCUCACCUCUGACUGACAGGAUACGGAUGGAGCUGGUUCGAAGAGGACCAAGUAGCAUACCACCUGACUUUGUUUUCCCAAGAAAUGACAGUGAUGGGAGAAGUUGUCAUCACCACUAUUUCAGGAAGACACUAGUAAGUGGUGAAAAAAUAGCAAGAACUUGGUUGAUGUAUUCAAAAGUGAAGAACAGCCUCUUUUGCUUUUGUUGCAAAUUGUUUUCCAACAAAAACAUUAAUUUAACAACUUCUGGUACAGCAAACUGGAAACAUGCAAGCACAUACCUCACAGCACACGAAAAAAGCCCAGAACACCUCAAUUGUAUGAAAGCAUGGAAGGAACUGUCAGGGAGGAUCAGAAGUGGGAAAACAAUUGAUAAGCAGGAGAUGGCACUUCUGGAAGAGGAGCGGGUGAGAUGGAGAGCAGUGCUAACCCGUCUCAUUGCUAUUGUGCAGUCACUGGCAGUUCGGAAUUUGGCUCUAAGGGGACACACAGAAACACUGUUCACAUCAUCAAAUGGGAAUUUUUUGAAAGAGGUUGAACUGAUGGCCAGGUUUGAUCCCAUAAUGAAAGAUCAUCUUAACCGUGUAUUAAGAGGAACAGCAAGUCACAACAGCUACAUAGGCCAUCAUGUGCAGAAUGAACUUAUUGAUUUGUUGAGCAGCAAAAUCCUAUCCGCUAUAGUGGAUGACAUCAAAAAGGCAAAAUAUUUUUCAAUAAUUCUGGACUGCACUCUGGAUAUAAGCCACACAGAACAGUUGUCAGUUAUAAUUAGAGUGGUGUCACUGAUGGAGAAGCCUCAGAUCAGGGAACAUUUUAUGGGGUUUUUGGAGGCAGAGGAGUCCACAGGCCAGCACUUGGCAUCCAUGAUCUUAAACAGACUUGAGGAGUUAGGAAUUUCUUUUGAAGACUGCAGAGGACAAUCAUAUGAUAAUGGGGCAAAUAUGAAAGGCAAAAAUAAGGGAGUACAAGCCAGGCUCUUAGAAAAGAAUCCCCGUGCUCUGUUUUUGCCAUGCGGUGCACACACAUUGAAUUUAGUUGUGUGUGAUGCUGCUAAGAGAUCUGUUGAUGCUAUGAGCUACUUUGGUGUCCUGCAAAAGCUUUACACUUUAUUUUCAGCCUCUGCCCAACGAUGGGCCAUACUGAAGAGUCAGGUGAGCAUCACUCUAAAGUCGUGGACAGAAACAAGGUGGGAGAGCAAAAUCAAAAGCAUCGAGCCCAUGAGGUACCAGGGAGCUGCAGUGAGAGAGGCUUUAAUAGAAGUGAGAGACAAGACCAAAGACCCAGUUAUAAAGGCUGAGGCCCAGUCUUUGUCUGAAGAGGUAGGGUCGUACCGCUUCAACAUCUGCACAGUCGUAUGGCAUGACAUUCUAUCUACAAUAAAGCAUGUCAGCAAACUCAUGCAGUCUCCAAAUAUGCAUGUGGACCUAGCUGUGAGUCUUUUGAAGAAGACUGAACAAAGUCUCCAGAGCUACAGGGCAAAUGGCUUUGUGAAUGCACAGAUGGCAGCCAAAGAAAUGUGCAAGGAAAUGAAUGUCGAGGCUAUUUUGAAACAAAAAAGAAUAAGAUCCACAAAGUGCCAAUUCUCGUAUGAAUCACACGAUGAGCCUUUCAGUGACGCACUUAAAAAGUUGGAGGUUGAAUUUUUCAAUGUUGUUGUUGAUGAAGCCUUGUCAGCCAUCGCGGAGAGGUUUUCCACAUUGGAAGUUGUACAAAACAGAUUUGGGGUUUUGACCAAUUUCCCAAGCCUUGGAGACGAGGAGCUGACGGAGCAAUGCGAGGCACUAGGCAACAUACUCCAUUUUGAGAAGAACUGGGAUUUGGACAGUAGAGAGCUUGUUCAGGAAAUCAAGAACUUGCCUAACUUACCAUCAACGACUCCAAGUCUCCUUGAGCUCAUCUCUUUCAUGUCUGAUAAGGAUCUAUCAGAAAUCUAUCCGAACUUUUGGACUGCUCUCAGGAUUGCACUCACCUUGCCAGUCACUGUGGCUCAAGCAGAGAGGAGCUUUUCAAAACUAAAAUUGAUCAAGUCGUACCUGAGGUCAACAAUGUCACAGGAGCGACUCACUAACCUUGCCGUUGUUAGCAUCAAUCACUCAGUAGGGGAGCAGAUAUCAUAUGAUGAUGUUAUUGACGAGUUUGCAUCAAGAAAGGCUAGGAAGGUUAGGUUUUAGUUGGUGUUUUCUGUUAUUGUAUUGGUGCUGCAGUUAUAUUUAUUUUAGCGUGUCAUUUGUGUGAUAAAAGGUUUGUGCUUUAUAAUAUUUAUUUUAUAUUAUUUAUUCAAUAUUGAGUUUGAUUCAAUAUUUUCUUAGCUAACUGUAUUUUUGCCAUGCUUAUGGUCUUUUAUUUUUUG